Porites evermanni is the source of this 1471-nucleotide messenger RNA. The record is from the annotation of a GenBank genome assembly. NCBI's taxonomy places the organism in Eukaryota, Metazoa, Cnidaria, Anthozoa, Scleractinia, Poritidae.
AUGAUGCAGGAAAAAUGGAAAAUGUUACCCCUGCACAUCCAGAACAUUCACGUCAAUCAGAGCAGCGAACUCUACAAAGAAUGUGGACAUGGUGAACUAGAGGGAGAAGCAAGGGAUAGACUUUGGCUUCAACCAGGUUUGUAGACAAAAAAAAAAUGACAUCCAGUAACUCCUCUAUUGCCAUCUCAAGUUACAGAAUAGAAGGCUACAUUUUCUGUCAGAAUCAAGGAAAACCUUUCAAUUAGAAUAAGGGCAGUGUCAUUAACACUGCUUAUAGGACAGAAAAGGUGUCCACUAAUUCACUAAUCAGGAAAUUAAAAUGAACCACCCUAAAAAAAAACGACAAAACGUUAUAACGUGACAAGAAAAAAGGCACAUAUAUACAAACAUUUACAAACAGUCACCUUUAUGUGCGGGAAUUUUGACUACAACUAGGUCCUCAAUUUCACAGGCUCAACUGCUGCUGUCAAGCUCGAGGAGCUGGUAACAAAGCCCCAACUGCUGAAGGACAUUUCUCAGCUGUCCCCUAAGUACCAGACUUCCGCCCUUGAAGCCAAACAUAGCCUUGAUCUACACUUCGUCCCAAAACAUACCGCUUUCUCGUACUGGGGGAUGUACACAAGGUUUGUGUCUCUAAUGGAUUAAUAGUUACCAUAAUAAACUUUUGAGAUUGGUCUAUUGUUUUCCUUUAAUUUUUCUUUUUCAGUAUUAUUUUCUUCUUCUAAGCUAUGGACUCUUUCCUUUUACUUAAAGUUAGCCUAAUGGUUCUUUCCCAUCCCCUCUAAAAAUAUGAACUUUUCAGACUGUGCCUUUCUGCUCUGCACUACAAUGAAAAUGCUGACAGGAUGCAAGCUGUAACUGUAGAUGGGAGACCACGCUAUGCCAUCAGGUUUCCUAAAGCCAAACACGGGGGAUAUUCAGUGAGAGAAGUUAAAACAAAAGCAACCUAUGGUGGGUAAAUAGUUAUAACAUAGCCUGUGUAAAGUCCCCCCCCCUGCCUUGGUAAAAAAUGGAGAAGGGGCCCAUUGUCAGCUUUUUACUGAGGGGAGGGGGGUCUGUACACAGGAUAAAAAUUAAAUUGCUGUUCUGUAUUUUUUGAGAUCAUUUGUUAAGGCAACCAUUAUCUGCAGCCACAUUUGCUUAUGGUAAAAAUGAUUUUAACAUAGCACAGUAACCUGUGAAUUUCAUGGCACACAGAUAGAUAUGACAUCUAAAUGAAAACAUUUCAAUAACUAAACUUGAGGUUCACUCCUACAGUAUUACGUACCUUUUUAUUUUAGGUUAUUGCUCAAGUACCAUAACCAAAGUCUUUGCCGGCUAUGAAGACAAUUCAAGGGCCUUAAAGACCUACAUGUUGAACCUGCAAGUGAAUACCCCACCACCACUUGCUGCAUCCAUAGAGAGACCCAACAGAGAGGAGGCAAUAAAUUCUUUCAUUAGCAGAUACAAUCGUUCCAGCCUAGUCAACUAA